Messenger RNA from Acanthochromis polyacanthus (spiny chromis), 2921 nucleotides. Its product is annotated as cytochrome P450 2F2-like. NCBI's taxonomy places the organism in Eukaryota, Metazoa, Chordata, Actinopteri, Pomacentridae. The record is from RefSeq and is a predicted model, not a curated record. Gene Ontology annotation, cellular component: intracellular membrane-bounded organelle; cytoplasm. The coding region runs from base 83 to 1588 and encodes 501 amino acids. Gene Ontology annotation, biological process: xenobiotic metabolic process. Gene Ontology annotation, molecular function: iron ion binding; oxidoreductase activity, acting on paired donors, with incorporation or reduction of molecular oxygen, reduced flavin or flavoprotein as one donor, and incorporation of one atom of oxygen; heme binding. The transcript has 8 exons.
GAGGCUGGGCUCAGGGCAAAGGUACUUUGAUAAAAGCAGGUUUAUCACUCACUCUCUUCAGUUCAGUCCAAUCCGUGCUAUCAUGUUCCUUUCACUUGUCCUGCUGGGGCUAUGCAUCUGCUUCAUCAUCCUUCAACUGAGGCCCAGGAGGCCCAAGAACCUUCCACCAGGGCCUCCUGUCCUGCCCAUCCUGGGGAACAUUUUGCACCUAAAUCUAAAGAAUCCUUUGGAGGACUUCGAGAAACUGAGGAAGUCUUACGGAAAUGUCUACAGUCUGUUCCUCGGCCCUAGACCAAGUGUAGUCAUCAAUGGGGUGAAGGCCAUGAAGGAGGCUAUGGUGAUCAAGGCUGCUGAAUUUGCUGGACGACCUCAAGACCUGCUUGCUCAUGAUGUCACCCAGAGGAACGGAUUUAUUUUUUCAGAUUAUGGCCCCAGCUGGAAGGAGCAUCGUCGCUUUUCUCUCAUGACAAUGAGGAACUUUGGUCUGGGGAAGAAAUCAAUGGAGGAGAGAAUUCAUGACGAGACUCAAUACAUCAUUAAAACACUGGAUAACAACAUUGGCAAAACUCUGACUCCUCAAGUUGUGUUUCAUAAUGCGGCUUCCAACAUCAUGUGCCAGGUUGUCUUUGGUACACGCUACGAGUAUGACGAUGAGUUCAUCGCAACGAUUGUUCAGACUGCCACUGAUCUUACCAAGGCCGCUAAUGGACCAUGGGCGAUGCUGUACAGCUCUUUUCCAUGGAUUCGUAAGCUGCCACUGCCCUUCAACAGGGCCUUUAAUGCAAUGAAGCGUUCUUUUGACCUUGUGCUUCGUUCGUUGAAUGAGCACAAGAAGACCAGAGUUCCUGGUGAGCCUCGAGACUUUCUUGACUGCUACCUGGAUGAACUGGAUAAGAAAGCAGAGGAUUCUACAUUUUCAGAGGACAAACUCAUAUUUACCGCAAUAGAUCUUAUGAUUGCUGGGACUGAUACGACCUCCAACACUCUGCUUACUGCUUUUCUUUACCUUAUGAACCACCCACACAUACAAGGUAUACCUGCACAUGCACAUAUGAGGAAUUACUACUUUGUUUCUGACAUUGUAGUUCCACAACUGUCUUUCAAUAUGAAACCUGUAAAAGUCAUGUACUUAUGUUACCGUGCAUCAAACCAGGAACUUAAAUGGAGAAGUCCUGUCUGUCGGUCUGGUUGUCUCCCAUCCGCUCCUCUGCCCUGUCUGUUUAGUUGUCUCCCAUCCGCUUCUCUACCCUGUCUCUCCUCCCACAGCUCGGUGCCUGAGUGGAGUCUCGCUUCUCAGCUGACUCCACUCAGGCAAUCAGCUACCUCCACGGCUCCCAGACAGCUAACUAUCAUCUCACUAACGACUCACCUCUACAAUAAGUACCGGCUCAGCCUUCCACUCCCUGCCAGAGUGUUGAACCAAAACCAUCCAGCUGUCCGGGAUCCCCGCUGUCAUCCUUCCCCUCCGGCUCUCCCCCAGCCAGUUAUCACCGGUUCUUCCUUGCCUGGACCCCCACUCCUGCCUGGAACCUCACUCCUGCCUGGAACCCCCUGCUCAUGCACUCUGGUUUCUCCAUCCUGGCCAUAAUCCACCCCAUACAAUAAAGCAUUCUAAAUCAUCCUCUGGUCGAGGAAGCGUGGCUCUCUGCUCGGGUCCAACCAGCUCCGUUUCGUGACAGAACACUCUGGCCAAGCAUGGACCCGGAGAACUCGCCGCCAAGGCCGGAUCUGCCCAUUCCACCCAACAUCAGGCAAGUCCAUCAAACCUUCUGUCAGCUUUCAGCCAAUUACCAAAGGAUGCACAGUUAACUCACCGUUUUAACCAGCCUGAAAUCACAGGAGGUUUCCGCCCCGUCCCUGACAGCUCAAUACAACCAAGCAUUACAGGAUGUUGCCGCCACAAAGGCACAAUUGGACCACUUCAUCGCCCUGCUCACCCAAGUUUCCUCGCCGUCAGCCCAGCCAGCACCCUCUUCCCUCCCAUCAGUGCCACCAGCCCCGGACCCAGUCCACACCCCGACCCACGUCCAAGACACGCCCUGGGUCUUCUCCUCCUGCGACGAGUACAGUGUUUAUUUUAACGCGCUGUACGAUUUGUGGGAGGAAUGGAGGGAAGACCCAAAGGACUCGAGCAUAACCCUGGGUCGCAAGCUAGCAGGACAGCGACCCGGGUUAGCCGACCUUCUUCCCGACUACAUUCAUGAAUUCUUGAAUACUCCUCUGUCUGACCCGCCUGCUGGCUCUCCGCCGCCUAUGGAGCCGCCUGUCAAGCGGCUUGGCCGUCAAAGACGCAAGGCCCGGAGGCGCCAUGGCCCCCCGGUUCCCGUUCUGGCCCCGGAGGAGUUCCCGGCACCGCCUCCAGUCCCCGCGGUGGUCGACGCACUGCCUCCAGUCCCCGCGGUGGUCGACGCACCGCCUCCAGUCCCCAGGACCUCGGCCUUCGAGAGGCUCUGUGCCUUUCCUCCAGAUCCGCCCCCGGAGGACCCACCGGACCCGGCUCCGCCCCCGGAGGACCCACCGGACCCGGCUCCCAACCCAGUUGUCUGUCCGGCCACCGGGCCGUCCGCCGGAGCGGCCCCUCUGCCCUGUCCGGGCCGUCUGCCGGAACAGAACCUCCGCCUACCGGAACGGACCCUCCGGCCCACUCAUCCCCGGCCAGUUCUGCCUUUGGGCCGACCCCCGGAGCUACUGCCUGGCCACUUCAGUCCUGUCCAGUCCAGCCCUGCUCUCAGUUCAGUCCUGUCCAGUCCAGCCCUGCUCUCAGUUCAGUUCAGUUCAGUCCUGUCCAGUCCAGCCCUGCUCUCAGUUCAGUUCAGUUCAGUCCUGUCCAGUCCAGCCCUGCUCUCAGUUCAGUUCAGUUCAGUCCUGUCCAGUCCAGCCCUGCUCUCAGUUCAGUUCAGUCCUGUCCAGUCCAGCCCUGC